UAAGCCUUUCCGAAUACAUUGAUAUAUACAUGCGACGAUGCUAUACUCAGGACGAUCGUGUAUUGGUCACUGUUGUGAAACAAAUUCGUUUUCGAAUCCUUCGGAUGAACAUCGGAAUCGGAUUUCAAAGGAUAGCGAUCGAGACAUCAUCGGUAAGGAGAAAACGAAGGACUUAAGAUGCUGAAGAAAACAGUUGGAUGGGCGUUUCUGCUGGUGAUGGCCGUGCAGGCCAUCCUGGUGUUGGCAUCUUCGGAUGAGCAAGAGGACAUGACUGUCGAGAACGAAGAAACGCCAGGUUUCCCAGGCGGCAAGAUGCCCACGAAGGAGGAGCUGCUCAAGGCCCUGGAUUCGAUGACCGGCUUAUCCCCCGAGGACAGGGAGUCCAUCCGCAAGGAGAUCUUGUACGGAAGGUCCAGUGCCGAGGAGACACCGGACGAAUUCGUCGAGGAAGGCGUGCCGCAAUACGCGGGCUCGGUCUUUUUCUCCCAGUUCUUCAUGCUCGUCGCCAUGCUCUCGGUUUUGGCUCUUAUCUUUGUGUUCUUCAGUUACAAACUGUACAAAAGUUUGUCAGACCGGGAAAGGAAGCGCGAAGAAAAGAAGAAAAACAAGCAGUUGAAAAAGAAAAAAUAAUUUGUAAAGAAAAUACAUUUUUCGAUUAAGUUCACGA
This is a messenger RNA of Copidosoma floridanum, 667 nucleotides long. RefSeq lists its product as uncharacterized. Lineage: Eukaryota; Metazoa; Arthropoda; Insecta; Hymenoptera; Encyrtidae. The record is from RefSeq and is a predicted model, not a curated record.